GCCCUGCCCCGGCCCCGCCACCUGCCGCCCCCGCCGGCAGCAUGACCGCAUCCGGCGCCGCCUCCCGUCGGUGACACCCCGCGGCCCCUUCCGCUUCUGCCGUGUCAUAUAUGGGCCACCUGCUCUCGAAGAGGGCAAGGAGUCUGAGCCGGCACCGGCGCUGCCGCCGGGGGAGGAAGGUGCCGCCGCGCAGCCGGGGCUGCUUCCUGCGCGGGCCCUGCAUGCUCUGCUUCGUCGUGCACAGCGCCAGCCCGCCCGUCCCGGAGCAGGCCCUGCCCGCCGCGGAUUCUCCGCUGCCACCGCCGCCCUACGCGGUUCUCGCCUCCGCGGAGCAGCGCGUCGCCCGCCGCCUCCUCUGCCUGCCGCCCGCCGCCUGGGAGCCGCGGCCCCGCUGCCCGCGCCUCCUCCUCUCGGGCCUGCUGCCCUCGCCCGUGCGAGGCUUCCUGGGGCCGCCCGGCGAGCUCGCCUCCGAGAUGCUGUGCAAACGCAAGGGGGCCGGCCUGCCCGCCUGCCCGCCCUGCAAGCAGCCGCGCUGCGCGGCCGCGGCCGAGCCCGAGGCCGUCGCCUGCCAGUGCCCGGGGCAGCCGCAGCUCUGCGCCCUGCCCGCGGCCGGGGGCUGCGCGGCGGGCGGUGCGGGAGCGCCGGCCCGCGGCCCCGCCGGGGAGAGCGGCGGCGGGCAGCACGGCUCGCCGCCGUCCCCCGCGCCGGAGGAGAGGGGCGGUGAGGCGGGCUGUGAGGAGCCGCUGGAGCGCCCCGGGGACUGCUGCCUCGAGCCGCUGCCGCCGCCGGCCCCGAACAUAAACCAGCUGCCGUCCUCCAUCCUCCUCAAGAUACUUUCCAAUUUAUCCAUGAAUGAGCGUUGCCUUUCAGCAUCUCUAGUCUGUAAAUAUUGGCGUGACCUCUGUUUAGAUUUUCAGUUUUGGAAGCAACUGGAUCUCAGUAGUCGUCAGCAGGUCACUGAUGAGCUGUUGGAAAAGUUAGCAUCAAGAAGCCAGAAUAUUACUGAAAUAAAUAUUUCUGAUUGUCGCAAUGUAUCUGAUACAGGAGUAUGCAUAUUAGCCAUUAAAUGUCCUGGACUCCUAAGGUAUACUGCCUACAGGUGUAAACAGCUUUCUGACACCUCUAUUAUUGCGGUUGCCUCUCAGUGUCCUCAUCUUCAGAAAGUGCAUGUAGGCAAUCAAGACAGACUCACCGAUGAAAGCCUCAAGCAGCUGGGUUCAAAAUGCAGAGAAUUAAAAGACAUUCAUUUUGGCCAAUGUUACAAGAUCUCAGAUGAAGGAAUGAUCAUUAUAGCUAAAGGCUGUCUGAAGUUGCAAAGAAUAUACAUGCAAGAAAACAAAUUAGUGACAGAUCAGUCAGUGAAGGCUUUUGCUGAACAUUGUCCAGAGCUGCAGUAUGUUGGUUUUAUGGGCUGCUCUGUUACGUCAAAAGGAGUCAUUCAUCUCACCAAUCUAAGAAAUCUUUCAAGCUUGGAUCUACGUCAUAUAACAGAACUGGACAAUGAAACCGUGAUGGAAGUAGUGAAGAGAUGCAAAAACCUUAAUUCCCUCAAUCUGUGUCUGAACUGGAUCAUUGAUGACAGCUGUGUGGAGGUGAUUGCCAGAGAAGGCCGGAACCUGAAAGAGCUGUAUUUAGUAUCCUGUAAGAUCACUGACUAUGGUGAACGAAGCUACAGUGGAGCAGCUAGUGCAGCAGUAUCCACACAUAACCUUCAGUACUGUACUACAGGAUUGCAAGAGGACAUUGGAACGGGCUUAUCAAAUGGGCUGGACACCCAAUGUGUCUACUGCUUCUUAACCUGCUGUUCUGGGCCUGGGACAACUAGUCCUCACCAACUAGUCACCACAAACUGGCUGCUUGGCGCUGCUACACCACCGGCUCUCAACUGGAUGCCAACCAGCAGGUUGUGCUCAUUCAGCACCAUACAAAGAACCUCAGGGAGCCAGUGGUCCUGACUUUUGUGACCAAACUGGAUAUACACAGGGGAGUUCAAGUAUAUGAGUCACACAGUUUGAAACAUGAAAAACUAACAAUGAGAUACAGGCAACUCAAUCAAGCAUGAGAAACAAAAAAUUUUGAGAUGAAGGUAACUCAAUCAAACAUAUUACAAACAGCUGAUUUCAGGUCACAGUCCUGAAUUUCACUUUUAAAACCUGUGUUUUUCUAUCUUUAAGUUCAUUUGUUUAACACUACUUUUAUAAAAAGUUUUUGGAUGUUUUAGAUUUGCAUUCAUUUAACAUCAUUUUUAAAAUGUGUGUUUUCAUGUUUUUUAAUUGCAUUUGUUUAACAUUACUUUUAGAAAAUACCUCAUGUUUGAUUGAGUUGCCUUUAUCUCACAAUUAAUUUUCCAUGUUACGAAUUGUGUGACUCAUACACUUGAACCCCCCUGUAUAUACACAGUUUCCUAGAAAAAAUCAGAGAGCCGUGAGCAAAGCCACCUGCUCCUUGAGGUUCUAUGCAUGGUGCAGAAUGGCUGCAACAUGAUGGUCAGCAGACAGUUGUUCUGGUGAUGAGUUGGUGCUGUAGAGGUGUCCGGCAGCCAGUUGUCAGCAGUAAGCUAGCAGCAUCCAGUUGUCUCUUCCCUUCCUUCCCAUCUCCCCCAUACCAACAUGAUAGUUCCACUCUACUGCAUUCAGCAGAUAUAAUGGGGAUUGCAGAGGGUUCACAGCCUUUUAUAUGAUGCAAUGUAAUUGUGAGUUUACAGAGGUUACAGUAAAAUGGCAAAAACUGUACACUGACUUCAAUGUACUGUACAACUAAGUACUGAUAUUGAAGCAAAUCUUCAAAAAUGCAUCUUUUUUUUUUUUCAUUAAAGACAAAAAAAGCCUUUGGCAGAUUUCUUGAAGGGGAUUCCUACUAGUUCUAGGGACAGUUUGAAUUAUAGAAGAUGUUAAGCUUAUUUUCCGCUGUUUAUUUUGCCUUGAUCGUGUGUGUUUCCUUUGAUUUUUAAGUGCUAACUCAGUGCAUUUGAUCAACAAAGGCUGGUGUUGAAAGUAGGAGCUGAACUUCAUGCUUAUCAUUUACUAAAGCUACCCCAGGAGUUUUAACAUGCACGGUGACAAGAAAAUCUACAAAGAACUGUCAUUUUCUUAUAAGCAUUUUGAUAAUGACACAAAUUAUUAUAUAAACAGAAAUCUAAGUAAAUUAAGAUAAUGCCAGAAUGAAUAUUUAAUGGACAAUCUUACUUCUUUUCUUUGUAUCAUUCAACAGAAUUGUUGCCUUCUUUUGUUCUGUUUUAUUUAAAAUAGGAGAUGCUGUAGAGAUUUCCAAACCUUUCCACCUUACCUUUUUUAUGUGAGUUGAUAGUGCUUAGCCUAACACUGAUAACCAGCUCGCUCUUUAUAAAGUCAAAGAGUAAUUGUAUACACCAACUAUCAGAGAUAAGUUAACAUACAAUGUUUAAAUAUCUGAUUUUUUAAAAUUACUUCUGUGGUUUUUUUAAGUUAACUUGUCUUCUCUGACUACACUGUUAGGUUGCUAAAUUGGGUAAUUCAGAUGAAUGGGUAGAAGCCAGUAACAGGAUUUCUUGCAUUUCCUGUGUGGUGGUUAUUUUACAACAGAUCUUAAAAUGCAAAGAGUGCUUACCUCAAGAACGCCAUCUACACGUGAUGGGUGGGUUUCCUAAGAUGAGAUGUUUCAUUAUACAGUGUAAGCAAGAAAAUACCCAGAGUAAAUACAAAGAACACUUUUCUGUGUGUCACGUUGCAUUCUAAGGAGUUAAAUUUUAUAAGGGGAUACUGAAAAUAUAGGCACUGCAGCUUCAAUUUGAAGUUGCAUUAAUCUUAGAGUAUUACCAUUUGGUUAAGAAUGUUUUCAGGUGUGUAACACUGGAUAUUUGUUUUUCAAAGGUUACAGCAUUUUAAUCCAAAGUAUGAAAUGCUUAAGUUUCAGCUGAAAAGUUGCCAUUAUUGUAAAAAUGUUUUGCUAAUCCAGACAGUCUAAUGCAGCAUAGCCUAGAAGCUUGUGUAGUAUGGCUGUAUAACUCUCUGUAACUGUUGAUUUCCAUAGCAUAAUUUUUUACUACAGAAACAUCAGCUCUCAGUAAUUCCAGUGAUGGUGUUCAAUGUUUUUUUAUUAGACUUUUCAAAAUGGGGAUGAAAUAAUUUCUCUGGAGAAAAUACAUGGCAAAGGUUUUGCUUUAAGUAAGUGGUAAAUACAUAUGAACAAAAUGGCAACAUUAUUUUCAGAAUAAAGCCAGUGGAUUAUAUUGCAGAUAUAGUACAGAAUCUUAGUCAUUUUUCAUUUAAUGUCUUUUUAUGAAUGCAUUAAAACUAUUCACACAAUUUGUAAGUUUCUAUUUUUUCGUGAAACCUUUGAUCUUGCAUCUUUAAUAAAAGAAAGAAGAAAAA
Messenger RNA from Apus apus (common swift), 4349 nucleotides. RefSeq names its product F-box and leucine rich repeat protein 17 (gene FBXL17). The transcript is spliced from 8 exons. Gene Ontology annotation, molecular function: protein binding. Lineage: Eukaryota; Metazoa; Chordata; Aves; Apodiformes; Apodidae. The record is from RefSeq and is a predicted model, not a curated record. Bases 111 to 1955 code for a protein of 614 amino acids. Gene Ontology annotation, biological process: SCF-dependent proteasomal ubiquitin-dependent protein catabolic process. Gene Ontology annotation, cellular component: SCF ubiquitin ligase complex.